Messenger RNA from Brassica rapa (field mustard), 2429 nucleotides. RefSeq lists its product as uncharacterized. The record is from RefSeq and is a predicted model, not a curated record. NCBI's taxonomy places the organism in Eukaryota, Viridiplantae, Streptophyta, Magnoliopsida, Brassicales, Brassicaceae.
UCAUAGAAAUUAUAUUUUGAUCAUCGUUAACAUAGAAAUUUAUUACUAAAUAAGACUAAUUUCGAGUAAUUUAGUCUACUGAAUAGAUAUCAAGAAUCCAACUUUAUACGUUCAAGUCUAAGCUUUGUUGGAUAAAAAUAAAAUAUAUUUUUUUGUUGAAUCAUUUGUAUAUGCAAAAUAAAAUUAUAAUUUUAUCUAACAUAUUUACUAUAGCUUCAACCAAACUGAAAUAAAAAAAAACAUAAGAUUCCAGUUUGUUUCGGGAAUCAUUUUCAACAAACCAACCCAAAUUAGUUUUGUAUGAAGGCACUGUAUUCACUAACCACCGGUCACUGAUCAGCCAAAUUGGGGAUUGGGGUAUUUGUUAACUAAUGGAGUUUUAUUCCACACAUUAUUAGAUCAAAUUUAGUGCAAUUGGCGAAUGGACAUAUUCAUAUGACAUUCAUAUGAAAUUCAUAUCUCUAGUCAAACCAAGAGUCCAACGUUUAUUUCCUAGCAGUUUCAACCUGAUAACAUAUUUACAGAAUGAAAAUAAAUUCUGAAUAUUAAAAUAAACAACUUACAUUUUCAUGUGGUUCUUCAUCUAGGGAAUAUGUGAGAGAACACAUUAUUAUAAAAUUGGGAUUAGAUCUUUAAAUCAUAUAGAUCACUAUCUUCAUCAUAUAGUGGUUCUUGGAAGUUUGCCUUUAAUUUAGCUUCAGAUAUGCUUCAGUUUGCAUAACCAAGGCUUAUCACACUGCAAUUUUCUGGUAUAAGAGGAAUGCUGGGAAAUCUGAUUUUUCAAGAAAAGUACCUCAUAAGUUUGAUCCUAUCAGGCAUCAGUCAAAUGGGUGAAACAUUUUUGUUUACUCUUUCAAACAGAUUUUGAUUUUUCUAGAUUUUUUAAAAUGUACGAGCAUCGUUCAACUCAUACACACAAUACUAUACAUUAUACAUCAUGCUAACAACAAAAUUUUUAUCUAGCUUUAUCAGUAAUUUUAUACGUGGAUUUGAUAAUCAUAUAUAUCACUUGCUCUUAAGGCGUCAGUCAAAUGGUUGAAACGGUAUUACUGACGAUUUCUUAACGAUCAUAUUAAUUAUUAGUUGAUCCCAUAAUGUUAUACGAGAAGUAAUCAAAGUAAGUAUAUAGUAUGUAUGAGUAUGUAUGGUUACAUUAAAAAUGGAUUAAUUAGAAGUUUGCUAGCUAAAGCUGAGCUACUUUACCAAUCCGACAUCAUUGCACGUUUACGGAAUUGUAAAAGAAGGAAUAAAACUUGUAAAAUCAAUCAAUGACUCUUGCCAUAAAGAUUUAUAUUUAUUAAAAAAUUCUUAAAGCUAGAUUAUAUCAUCUUUUUUUUGUUAUUAUUUUUAUUAAUCCUCUGGCAUAUUGGGUUGAUCUGGUAAAAAUCAUUACUCAUUAGUCUUUUUUUCUCUGUGAUUGAGGUGUGAAAUUUAUCAUCUUACAUUAUUGUAGCAAUGACCCACCAAAAAAAAGCAUGUUCUUCUUCUUUUGUUCUGAAUAAAACCCAUCAAGAACGACUUUUGAAAGCUAACCAAGAAAGUGUCUUUUGAAACUCUAGAUUCUUGAAUUGCAAUGAAGGGAAUGAAGGAGAGAUUGGCCAAGAAAAUCAAACUCAUCACCAUUGUAUCAACCUUGAAGCAAGGCCUAGCUCAUCAUAGGAACAACGUUGACCGGACAAUCCAUCAUCUAAAAGAGGAAAUAUUCGCUGAGUCUGGUCAAAACAGAGGUUGUGUUACUCCAACGCUACUAGAGCUUGAAGAAGAUGUGGAAGAGCAAGAACAAGAACAUGAUCUUCAAGAAGAAGAAAGAGAGAUUCUCUUGGAGUUUGAAGAGAACUGCCCACCUGGAGGAGAAGAUUCGAUCGUAUUCUACACCACGGGACUACGAGGAGUGAGGAAAACAUUUGAAGCCUGUAGAAGAGUAAGAUUCUUGUUGGAGAAUCACAGGGUGAAGUAUAAAGAGAGAGAUGUAUCGAUGGACUCAGAGUUUAGAGACCAGAUGUGGAGGUUGCUUGGGGGUAAAGUUACAUCUCCGAGACUGUUCGUUAGAGGUAGGUACAUUGGAGGAGCAGACGAAGUUGUGGCAUUGAACGAGAACGGGAAGCUUAAAAAGCUUCUAGAAGGGAUCUCAUUAGUUGAUUCUCCCUGUGAAUUUUGCGAGAACGAAAGGUUUUUGAUAUGUUCUAGUUGUAAUGGAAGCUCUAGAUUGAUUGUAGAGCACCAUGACGAAGAAGAGACUAGUAAUGAUAGUAAGAUGUGGACGAGAUGCAGAGAAUGUAAUGAGAAUGGGCUUGUGAAAUGUCCUCUUUGUAGUUAAUGUUGUUGUAAUAACUACUACUAUCUGAUUUUAACUUUGUUUGAUUAAUGUCUGAACAUUACCAUGGUUCAAAACAUGUUCUUCUGUAUAAGGAUUUGCCUAGUCGUUUGUA